CCGAAAUCUCCAGCCUAGCCGUAAAGCUUUAGCUGCCAUACGGUGAUUCAGCGCACGUCUGGAUGUAUGGUCUAUAUUUUUUUUACGUUUUCAGUUUGCAUUAAUGCAAAGUUCGAUCCCAGUCGCACGUCAUGUCAGACAUGCGCAUGGUCACAAAAAGCACGCCGCUGCCAAUGCAUCCAAGCGCGAGAGGGCGGCAAAACCAACGAAACCUGCUCAUCGCAAGCAGCAGCCGUACAACCCAGGAUUUAACCAGAUACCCGCUGGACAGCAAUACGGGCAGCCGCUAGGAAUGGAAGGGGGCAUGCCUUACGGGCAGCAACCUAUGGGUGGGGCCAUGGGGUAUGGUCAGGGUAUGGGCUAUGGUCAGGGUAUGGGCUAUGGCCAAGCUAUGCCUGGACAGAUGCCCGGACAGUACGGACAAGCGGGUUUCGGGGCAAGGGCACCUAUGGGUCAACCGUCGAUUCAGCUUCAAGGAGUAACUGCCGUGGAUGGCACACCACCAGAUCUUCAAGCCCACGAGGCCGCAUGUUGCGCAAGCGCAGCACCAUCCCUCACCGCUGGCCAGGCAAGUACGGGCUCAAGCUGCUGCCAGUCUGCAGCCCCUCCUCCGUGUUGUAUGACCGCGAAUCCUGGAACCAACACACAAGUAGGUCUUCAAACCCCAGAGGCUGCAUGUUGCGCAACCGUCACACCAUCCCUAACCGCUGGCCAGGCAAUUAUGGGCUCAAGCUGUUGCCAGUCUCCAGCCCCUCCUCCGUGUUGUAUGACCCUGAAGCCUGGACCUGAGAAGGAAAUAGAGCUACAGGCAGGAGGGCAAAAAUAUAAGCUGAAGGUCAAACUAGAAAAGGCAGGACAAGCUGCCCCGAGUGCGCCAGCAGGGCUCAAUCAAGCACCUACAUCCUCUCCAAGUGCAUCUACAAAUCCUACUCCAACUACAGCCGAAACAGCUGGAACUUCCGGUGCUCCAACUUCCGUUCCACCAGCCUCUAGUGCACCAGCUUCCGGUGCACCACCUUCCGGUGCACCAGCUUCCGGUGCAACCACUCCAACAACUGGCCCAAUCUCUGGUGCACCCGCUUCAAACGGGCCCACUUCCGGUUCCACCGGCGCGAAUCAACCAACUUCCGGUUCUACUAGCGCGAACCCAACAACUUCCAGUGCAACUGGAUCCCAGCCUUCUACUCCUUCAGGAGAUCCCAAUCUCGAUGAAUGCCGCAAGAAUACUUUGAAUACCCACAAUGCAAAGCGAGCCAUUCAUAACGCGCCAAAGAUGACCCUCAAAGAUGACCUGAAUAAGGGGGCCCAGGACUACGCGGUCAAACUAGCCGCCAAGAUGCAGGCAGGUUCGGGUCUCCUGCAUUCUGCAGACGACGAGAGACCUAACCAGGGCGAGAACCUCGCAUGGGGGUGCUUUCCUGGGGAUAAAGUCUAUAGCUGCGUCAAGGCGACAACAGAAUGGUACAACGAGGUCAAGGAUUAUGACUUUAACAAUCCCGGCUUCAGUGGAGCGACCGGUCAUUUUACGCAGGUUGUGUGGAAGGGGAGUAGCGAGCUUGGAGUUGGACGCGCUAAGUACAAAGAAGCUCAAGGUGCCAAUACGUGCUACGUGGUUGUCGGUCGGUACCGCCCUCCCGGGAACAUGGCCGGGGCUUUCCCAGCUAAUGUCCUGAAAGGAUCAUACAGUGGUUGAUGGAAUACUCUUCAGCAGCUUAAAGGGGCAAGCUCAGCCCUACCGUCACGAAUUGCAGUAUUGUUAUUCAGAUAUUAACACUGGUACACUGUAGGAAAUCCACAUACAACAGACAGCUUCAAAUAUGGAGCAUAUGGAUGUGUUCCUUGUAUGCAAAGCAUGAUGGGUAGAGUGAGACUGACCCUUUAAAAACACCUUUCUGCGUGAAGUGUAUAAACACUUUGAAUAUCUUGAUUUAAUAUAUAUAUAUAUCUUUUACUUAAAGAAACAGACUUCCUUGAAAACUGAAGUAGUAGCUAGUAGUUUUGAAGCAUUUCUCGGGAUUGGAAUAGGUAGCCGAGGAGCUCUGUUGCUAAGAUUGCGUCCUGAAUGAGGUUAUAAUAGAGCAUGUGAGUGAUGUCAGAAGCAUUGUGUAUAUUCAUAUUAUUGGAGUAUAUAUUAAAUGUAUGCCUUCA
Molecule: messenger RNA, 2148 nt
Organism: Nematostella vectensis (starlet sea anemone)
Lineage: Eukaryota; Metazoa; Cnidaria; Anthozoa; Actiniaria; Edwardsiidae
Product: mucin-19
Exons: 7
Coding region: 104-1693 (529 amino acids)
Cellular component (GO): extracellular region
Source: RefSeq, a predicted model, not a curated record